AUUUUGAAAUAUCGACGCGGAAGUUGCCAGCCAACUCAGCUCCGGGUGAGGAAAAACGAAGAGUUCUCAAUGGACAAGAACUCGCCUGGAAUUCUUUGCGAGACGGGAAAGGAACUCAAGAGACGUUACAAUACAUGUGGAUUCUUCACCCUCUCAACACUUUCCCAUCGCAUUUGACGUUUUGAGCUGUGGUAACCUUUGGGCUGCUGGUGCUCUCGUCGCUCGUAUUUUUUUCUGGCCGAUUUCCUGUUGCAAAAAAAAAAAAAACAGGAGAAGGGGGACUUCUGUUGGAUCGGACCACUGCCCGAAACCUUUUUGUGUGUGUGGAUAUUUGGGAAUUGACCGCAGGCGCCUUCCGUGGAAAAGGAAACACUCGCGCGAUGGGCACCAAACGCAACGGUAUUUGGAAAGGUGGUUUUAAAUGAAGGAACAAAGAACCUUCCGUUCCGCUGAAGGCAAAAAAGAAUGGACGAUGGAGCAGGACUACAACCGAAUAAGCUACAAGCUACAGUAACAUGCCCCGUGGGGAAAAUGAGAGCCUAUUUAAUCCAGUUUGUGACUUUGCUGCUAUGCAUCGGCGGCUGCCGCGCGGCGCCGGACGCCUCCGCUUGCAAAUACGACGAGCACUCGAAAAGCACCGGGAAAAGCCCGUCGUCUGACAGGAAGGUUGUCUGCAGUAACAUGGAGUUCCGUCAGAUGCUGCCGUCGCACUCGUUCCCAAAUCGGACUGUCACGCUAAUUCUGAACAACAAUAAAAUUCAAGAACUGAAGAACGGCUCAUUUCUCGGACUGACAAUGUUGGAAAAAUUGGACUUGCGGAAUAACCAGAUCAGCCGAAUAGAACCGGGUGCCUUCCUCGGAUUGCCAGCUCUCAAAAGACUGGAGUUGUCUAACAACAGCAUCGGCUGUCUCAACGCGGACGUCUUCAGGGGCCUCACGAGUCUCAUCCGGCUAAAUCUUUCUGGGAAUUUGUUCUCUUCGUUGGCUCAGGGGACCUUUGACAGCCUCGUCUCGUUGAAGUCACUGGACUUCCAGACGCCUUACCUGCUGUGUGACUGCAACCUGCUAUGGCUGCUGCGGUGGCUCCGCGACAGGAAUGUGGCGGCCAAGACCACCAAGUGCUCGUACCCGCAGUCGCUGCAGGGCCAGCUCAUCACAGCCGUCAAGCCGGAGCUCCUCACGUGCGACGCCCCACUGGAGCUGCCCUCCUUCCAACUGACUCCAUCCCAGCGGCAGGUGGUCUUCCAGGGGGACAGCCUGCCAUUCCAGUGUCAAGCGUCCUUUGUGGCCGAGGACAUGCAGGUGCUGUGGUACCAGAACGGGCGCAUGGUGACGGCCGACGCCGCCCAGGGCAUCUACAUCGAGAAACACAUGGUGCACAACUGCUCUCUGAUUGCCAGCGCUUUGACCAUCUCAAACAUCCAACCGGGCUUUACCGGGAACUGGGAGUGCCGGGUCAGGACGAGCCGAGGAAACACCACCCGGACGGUUCAUAUUGUUGUGUUGGAGAGUUCCGCGAAAUACUGCGCCCCUGAACGCAUCUCCAACAACAAGGGAGACUUUCGGUGGCCGCGCACCCUGGCGGGAAUCCGAGCCUUCCUACCCUGCAACAGAUUAACGUCGAGCGCGGGAAGCUACUCUGGCGGCUCCGGCGAUGAGCAACGCGCUUGGCGGGACUGUAAUCGCAACGGGCUGUGGGCGGAGGAUGAUUACUCCCGCUGCCAGUUCCAAAAAGACGUCACACGAUUCCUUUAUGUCAUCAACCAGAUGCCGCUGAACGAAAGCAACGUGGUGCCCAGGGCUCGCCGCCUCCUGGUCUACACCAUCGACGCCGCCAACUUCUCGGAUAAGAUGGACAUCAUCUUUGUGGCGGAGAUGAUCGAAAAGUUCGCCAAGUUUGUGGACAAGUUCAAAGACCUGGGUGAGGUGAUGGUGAGCAUGGCCAGCAAUCUGAUGCUGGCCGACGAGCGGGUGCUUUGGAUGGCGCAGCGCGAGGCCACCGCCUGUUCCCGCAUCAUCGCCUGCCUCCAGAAGAUCGCCGCCCACCGCUUGGCCUCGGCGCAGGCCUUCUCCCUGACCUCCCCUAAUAUUGCGCUGGAGGCCCACUCGGUUAAGGCCAACGAGUGGAACGGCAUGACCUGCAUGUUGUUCCAGAGGCCCAGCCCGGAACGGACCCACGGGCAGGACCGCCAGCUCACCUUUAAAUGCAACACCACCGGCUCCUUCUCCAGCGUUCUGCUAAAGAGCACCACGGUGGAGGCCUCUCUGCAGCUUCCUCAGUCGCUCUUCAGCCAGGCGGCACUGCUGCCCGGGCAUUCGGAGGACACCGUUUAUAAGCUCCACCUGCUGGGCUUCCGCAACGGCAAGUUUUUCCCGUCAACUGGCAACUCCAGCCAGCUGGCCGACGGCGGGAAACGGAGGAAUGUGGCCACUCCGGUCAUCAUGGCAAAGAUAGAUGGCAUUUCCGUGCAUAUGCUGCGGACGCCCGUCAACAUCACCCUGCGGCGCUUCGCCCGCGGCUCCGACGCCGUGUCCGCCUGCUGGAACUUCAGCCUGGUGGGCGGUCAGGGCGGCUGGCAGAGCGACGGCUGCCGCAUCCUGGGUCACCACGAUAACUUCACCACCAUAUCCUGCAACUCGCUCGGCAACUACGGACUGCUCAUGGACCUCAGCAGCAUGGACUAUUUCAGCCCCACCAUUGAGCCGCUGCAUCCCGUCAUCUACGCCACCAGCAUCGUGCUCCUCUUCUGCCUUCUGACCAUCAUCGUCAGUUACAUCUCCCACCACAAGUCGGCGCGCGUCAGCCGCAAGUCUUGGCACAUGCUGGUCAACCUCUGCUUCCACGUCUCGCUCACGUGCGCCGUGUUUGUGGGCGGCAUCAAUCAGACGCGCUACGCCAGCGUCUGCCAGGCGGUGGGCAUUUUACUGCACUACUCCACAUUGGCGACCGCCCUCUGGGUCGGCGUGACGGCACGCAAUAUUUACAAGCAGGUGACGCGCAAAGCCAAGCGCUACGAGGAGCCGGAUGAGCCGCCCCCACCGCCUCGCCCGAUGCUCAGGUUCUACUUAAUCGGCGGAGGCAUACCCACUAUUGUUUGUGGCAUUACGGCGGCGGCGAACAUCAAGAAUUACGGCAGCCAAAUCAAUGCUCCAUACUGCUGGAUGGCGUGGGAGCCGAGCAUCGGCGCUUUCUACGGCCCGGCGGGUUUCAUCGUCUUCGUGGACUGCAUGUACUUCCUCAGCAUCCUGCUCCAGCUGCGGCGCCACCCCGAGCGCCGCUACGAGUUCAAAGAGCUGGCCGACGAGCGGCAGCACCUGGCCGGCGAGGCCGCGGCGGACGGGCCUCGCCGCCCCCUCACGCCGGGGGCCGUUCCGCGGGCCGCUCCCAUGGCGGUGCUGGAGAACGAGCACACUUUCGGCGCGCAGCUUACGGGGGCGGCGGUGGCGCUGGGGUUGUACGGCAGCCUGUGGGUGUUUGGCGCCACGGCCGUGUCGCAGGACCACCCUUUCGAUUUGGCGUUCGCCUGCCUGUUCGGCGUGGUGGCGCUGGCCCUCGCCGCAUUCAUGGUGACGCACCAUUGCGUCAACAGGCAGGACAUGAGGCGCUUCUGGUCGCAGGCCUGUUGCUCCACCCGACGCAACUACUCCGCACAGGAGGACGCACUGCUGCCGCAACCCGGCGUCGCCGCGGCGUCCGCGGCCGGCUCGGCCAAGACGGACGCCGAGUCCAAUAAGGGCGCCCGCAGCAGCAGCGCCGACUCCUCCUACACGAACAAGAGCGCGCCCAGCGUACGCAACUCUGCGCACGGCAGCAAGCUGACCAAUCUGCACGCAGAGGCCGCCCAGUGCAAGCCCGCCGCCGCCGCCAGCGCCGCCGUCCCGGUGAUGACCGUUUUGGACAACAGCCUGACAGAGCAUUCGGUGGACAACGAAAUCAAAAUGCAUGUGGCGCCGGUGGACGUGCAGUUUCGUCCCCUGGACAACAAUCCGGCCGGCAACAGGCCCCACAAGAACCGAUCUCGCGCUCACCGGGCCAGCCGCCUGACGGUGCUGCGGGAGUACGCCUACGACGUGCCCACGAGCGUGGACGGCAGCGUCCAGAGCGCCCCCAGCAGGCGGCACCACUAUUAUGACAUGGCGGCGCGCAACAGCCGCCGCGCCGCCUACAUGGCUUACAGGGAACGCCACCGGAGCCAGCUGCAGCACGACAGCAGCGACAGCGCCAGCUUACCGCGACGCUCUCGCAAGGUAGGCGAGGAGACCGAGGCCGGGGCGGCGCCCGCUGGUUCCAGAGACUCCGCCGCCGAGCCGUUCUGCAGCGGCGAACUGGAAACCAAAUCUUACGGCCUCAACCUCAUCACACCAAAUGGAAGUGCGCACAAAGAAAAUGGGCAAGUGGUUCCACUAAUAAGUACGGGCGAGAGCGCCCCCUGUAUCAAAACUGGCUUGUGGAAACAUGAAACUACCGUGUAGCGACACGUUCCGACCUGAAGACACUUUUUACUGUGAAAGGCUAUUUUCUUGUAGAUUUUCUUUUUGUUUUUUUUGUAUUGUUCACAAUUUAUGGUAUUGUUUGAAAGAAGUGGCCGUGUUGGUACCGCUCAUCUGCUUUUUAUAAAUGUUCUAUUUUUAUAAAAGACACAAUGUCGCCUUUGUGUUCAUAACAGCAACAUCAGCAGCAGUAAUAAAAGGUACCAAAUAUAAAA
Molecule: messenger RNA, 4706 nt
Organism: Hippocampus zosterae (dwarf seahorse)
Lineage: Eukaryota; Metazoa; Chordata; Actinopteri; Syngnathiformes; Syngnathidae
Gene: adgra3
Product: adhesion G protein-coupled receptor A3
Exons: 20
Coding region: 466-4473 (1335 amino acids)
Biological process (GO): G protein-coupled receptor signaling pathway; cell surface receptor signaling pathway
Cellular component (GO): external side of plasma membrane; plasma membrane
Molecular function (GO): G protein-coupled receptor activity; protein binding
Source: RefSeq, a predicted model, not a curated record